CUGAACGAAGAUGGAGUUACAGCAAAGUUUUGAUACCGAGCUUUUCAUUGAUGAAGUUGAAAAACGGCGUGCCAUUUGGGACUUUGAGAGUGAAGAUUACAAAAAUCGGGUGUUGAAAAGGUCGGCCUGGGUAGAGUUAGUGGACUUGUUUUUUGAGAAGGAUGCUACAGUGGAACAGAAGAAGAUUUACGGUAAGUGGUUUUUAGUUAACCCUGGAGAGGUGGAUAUAAUCUUUUUUUGCUUGUCCUUGUAUAAAGAACUAAAAAGAGUACCACAGCAUGUAAGGAUAAGGACUAAGAUACAACUACUAGAAGUAAUUCAACGUGCACAAGACAUUCACACACAACCACAAGCAUACGCUCCUACUCCACAUAACCCACCCUACAACCGCAAUCCGUACAGCCAAGGUCCAUCAACGACAGGAUAUGCCCUACAACGUACAGCACACAACUUUAUGAACCCUCAGGUACCAGUCUCCCAUAACUUCAACAAACCACAUCCCACACAAGCUACAUCACCUACAGACAGUGUCAUGUCACAGGAAAGUUUAAUGGAACUGUACGAGUAAUGUCAACUACAACACACGUGUUAUAGACUUUUCAUUUAGUGUGACUAUGUUCUUUAUUUACAUUAUCAUACAUUUACAUAUCUCAUUUGUUAAUUAAUUAAAAUUCCUAAAUAAAUACACUUACCUCAAUGUAAUCACUAGCUUUUCUUCAGGUGAAACACAGUCCCUCACAAAGUUUGUGGAAGGUUUUAAAUCAUCCUCAACAAUAUUAAGAAGGCCAUCAAAUGAUUCAACUGACAUUCUAAAAUAAUUAAAAAACUUUUCUCGGAAAUUCCUCAGCUUCGGAUACAGAGUAAAAAAAGCACCAUGACUAAAUCUAUCUUUCAAAAUUGGAUGCACCCACUUUUGUCUUUGUCUUCGUCUCCGUGACUUGUAACGUCGAUACAAAAUGUAAAGACAUACUGCCUCUUCAACGUCCAUUUCAGUUCUGAUCAUUGUUGUAAUAUUUUCCUGCCGCGCGACACGUCACCAUUGCAGCGCCCAUGUGUACGGACUUGCUUAUCUUGUCGCGCGGCACGUCGCGCGGCGUGUCGCGCCCAUGUGUACGCG
Homalodisca vitripennis (glassy-winged sharpshooter) is the source of this 1117-nucleotide messenger RNA. RefSeq lists its product as uncharacterized. Bases 11 to 568 code for a protein of 185 amino acids. Lineage: Eukaryota; Metazoa; Arthropoda; Insecta; Hemiptera; Cicadellidae. The record is from RefSeq and is a predicted model, not a curated record. The transcript is spliced from 2 exons.